Brassica oleracea var. oleracea is the source of this 2697-nucleotide messenger RNA. Its product is annotated as putative receptor-like protein kinase At5g39000. Gene Ontology annotation, molecular function: ATP binding; protein kinase activity. NCBI's taxonomy places the organism in Eukaryota, Viridiplantae, Streptophyta, Magnoliopsida, Brassicales, Brassicaceae. The transcript has a single exon. The coding region runs from base 90 to 2576 and encodes 828 amino acids. Gene Ontology annotation, biological process: protein phosphorylation. The record is from RefSeq and is a predicted model, not a curated record.
AUUUUCGUUUUCGUCAUCAUACACUCUUCUUCUCCUAUCUUCAUCUCCCUCAUUCUCAAUCCUUCAACAGUUCUCAUAUUUCAGUUCCAAUGAUCAGUCACGCUCUGUUAGUCAUCUGUAUUCUCGUUUCCGCUGCCGUCCUAGGAGAUGCAACAGCAGCAUACAAGCCUACCGAUCUCUUUCUCAUCAACUGUGGCACUAGCUCUGACACCAUAGACUCUCAAAGCCAAACAUGGACGUCGGAUCAGCAGCAUCUUCUCACGUCAAAUUUAGACAACGUUUCGUUCUCUUCAAAUGCAUCUUACCAAGAAGAGGUUCCUCAAGUGCCCUACACGACGGCUCGCGUAUUCCUAUCCAACGUUGACUACAGUUUUCCAGUCUCUCCCGGCUGGAAAUAUCUCCGGUUGUACUUUUACCCGACCCGGUACGAAUCUGGUUUUGACGCCGCAAGUUCCUUCUUCUCAGUCACAGUUAACGGUUUCACUCUCUUGAAGAACUUCAGCGCCGACUUAACGGUAAAAGCUUCCAAGUCGAAAUCCUUAAUCAAAGAGUUUAUCGUUCCGGUUAACCAGACUCUGAAUCUCACGUUCACGCCGUCUCCGAGUUCGUUAGCUUUCGUUAACGGCAUCGAGAUUGUCUCCAUGCCUGACGGGAGUUACUCAAAGGGAGGCUUUGACAAUAUGAUAACGAACGUUGGUAGUACCAUUGACUUCAUUAUCAAAAACACUACCGCUUUCGAGACUGUUCAUCGGAUAAACGUUGGCGGGCAAAUGGUGGAUGAGGUCGGUGACACUGGAAUGUUCCGGCGGUGGCUUCCGGAUGAUGAUGUCAUACUAAGUGAGAAUUCAGGAAUGAAACCGGAUGUAACGGGUGUGAAGAUAAACUACACAGAUAAGACUCCCCUUUAUGUUGCGCCGGAAGAUGUGUACAAGACGUAUCGUACGAUGGGGAACGUCGGCUACCCAAGGCUGAACCUGAACUUCAAUCUGACGUGGCUCUUCCCAGUUGAUGCCGGGUUUAACUACCUCGUAAGGCUUCAUUUCUGUGAGACUCUAUCGGAUGUGAACGGACCGGGCCAACGUGUCUUCACCAUCUUCAUUGGAAAUAAGAUUGCAAAGCUUGACAUGGAUGUCAUUCAGCUGAGCGGUGGUUCUCGCAUUCCGGUGUAUCUAGACUUCAGUGUGCUUGUUGGUUUUGAAAGUGGGCCGAGACCUGAUCUACGACUUGACUUGCAUCCUUACACGGACAGUGGCCCAAAGUAUUACGAUGCUAUUCUCAAUGGCGUAGAGAUCCUCAAGCUUAGUGUCUCUGGCGGAAAUCUUGCUGGACCUAAUCCUAAUCCUCUAGUAUCAUCCGACCAAACACCAAAUCAUGUAAAGCCUUCGGCAAGAAAAGGUAAUAAUUCACAUGUUUUGGUGAUAACUCUGGCAGUGGUUGGUUCUUCAAUUUUCCUAGCGAUGUUUGUUUCUGUCAUUGCGUUGUUCUGUAAGAGGAAUAAAACGAAAGACGUUCCUUUACAUACAACAAGCAAGCCUACGGACUCGUGUUCUCCUCUUACCACAUAUCUCUGCCGUCGAUUCUCCAUCUUCGAAAUCAAAUACGCCACAAAUGAUUUCGACGAGAAGCUAAUCGUUGGAACAGGCGGGUUUGGUUCGGUGUACAAAGGACAAAUAGACGGAGGAACCACACUAGUCGCGGUUAAACGGUUGGGAAUUGCAUCGAAACAAGGCGCUAAAGAGUUCAAAACAGAGCUCGAGAUGCUCUCAAAGCUACGUCAUGUACAUCUCGUUUCUCUAAUAGGAUAUUGCGACGACGAGAGCGAGAUGGUGCUUGUCUAUGAGUAUAUGCCACGUGGUACUCUUAAAGACCAUCUUUAUAAAAGGAAUAAGGCUGUUGAUCCUCCUUUGUCCUGGAAACAAAGGUUAGAAAUCUGCAUCGGAGCGGCGCGUGGGCUACAGUAUCUCCACACAGGCGCCAAGCACGCGAUCAUACAUCGAGACAUCAAAACAACCAACAUACUUCUUGAUGAGAACUACGUAGCUAAAGUCUCUGACUUUGGGCUUUCAAAAGUGGGUCCAACUAGUGAAUCUCAAUCCCACGUCUCAACGGUCGUUAAAGGAACGUUUGGUUACUUGGAUCCUGAGUACUAUCGCCGUCAAGUCUUGACGGUAAAAUCGGAUGUGUACUCUUUUGGAGUUGUUAUGUUCGAAGUUUUGUGUUGCAGACUGAUCAACAUCGAAAUUGUUCCACAAGAACAAUCAGAUUUGAUCAGAUGGGUGAAGUCAAAUUAUAUAGGAGGAACUCUUGAUCAGAUCAUUGACCCAGAUCUUGCUGUCGAUAUCACUAUGAUAUCAUUAGAGAAGUUCUGUGAAAUUGCUGUUAGAUGUGUUCAAGAUCGUGGCACUGAAAGGCCACCAAUGAACGAUGUCGUUUGGGGACUUGAGUUUACGCUUCAGCUUCACGAGGCAGCUAAGAAAAACAAUGAGGGAGGGACGAUGACGGACGCAGAAGCUUUGUUAAGUAAGACUGAUGAUAACUGCGAUCCUGUUAUUGCUGAAGAACCGAAAGCACUGUAGAUUAGUUCGUCCAACACAUUCUCAGUUAUGCAUGUACCUACGUAUUUACUGAAUGAAAAUCAUUAUUGUGCUUUUCUUUUUAAAUAAUUAAGGUGAAUAGGCGUAGAUCAUCUUAGUAAGG